AUGCUCACCGAACUUUCAUUGUCACAUGCCUCUCCUCUCGGAUCAAAUCCUACGGGCGGUGGAAUAGCAGAUAAUCGACAUCCGACCCUGCAAGGUGAAUUUUGGGAGUUUUUCCUGGUCACGUUUAUACGCAGCUCGACCUUUUUGGGUGGGAACGUUGAGAACGUUUUUGUGAAUAAUGGGACGGAAAAACUGCCUAAACCGAGAGACACGAGUUACGGCCGCUCCAGUAACACAAAUAAUAUGUAUGUGCUUUGCGAGGGCUGA
Acaulospora morrowiae is the source of this 267-nucleotide messenger RNA. The record is from the annotation of a GenBank genome assembly. Lineage: Eukaryota; Fungi; Glomeromycota; Glomeromycetes; Diversisporales; Acaulosporaceae.